AUGGUGUCUAUCGCCUUUGCCAUGAAGUUUUCUAUGACCAUUUUUCUUCUCGGGCUGCAUCUUGGCCUCGCCCUUCUUUUCGUUCUUUCUCUUACAGCGCGGUCUGGUGGCAAUGUCGAAGCCAUUGCGCUUGGCAUAGAAGCCGUUCAGCUCAUUCUCAUUCCCAUUCGAUUGUACUUCUACCUUCGCUACCGCAAGUCGCCUUCCCGCUUGCAGCACGAACGGCUGUUCUUCGUCUGUCUGUGGGUAAUCAGCCUCGCCAGCGCAAUUUGGGUGAGCAUCCACAGCCCGAAAUUGCUGGACGACUUCGCAGGCCUGUCUUACCCCGAGCCUGCCGCCAUCGCGGCGAUAACCCUCACUUGGCUCGCGUGGACCCUCACUGUCCACCUCAUCUGGAUCACCGUGCAAGAACACAACGACGCCCAAGACGACGACGAGCCCGUGCCGUGGCCCGCAUACACGAAGCCGCUCCCCCCAGUAAACCGCCCCAAGCGCAUCUCCGCGAAGAUUGUCGCGGUCGCGCACGGGUCGGACCCGCUCCUCUGGGACCGCAAGAAGAACCGCCACGGACAGGACUACCCCCCGCCCAAGGCGCCGCGACCGGCCAUGCCGACGUACGACCCGCGCGACCGCCGCCAGGCGCCGAUGCCGCCCCAGCUGCCGCAGGUGCCGCGGACGACGUACAAUUCGUGGUAUAACGCGGAGGCGAUGUGA
This is a messenger RNA of Trametes versicolor FP-101664 SS1, 714 nucleotides long. RefSeq lists its product as uncharacterized. The coding region runs from base 1 to 714 and encodes 237 amino acids. The record is from RefSeq and is a predicted model, not a curated record. The transcript has 6 exons. NCBI's taxonomy places the organism in Eukaryota, Fungi, Basidiomycota, Agaricomycetes, Polyporales, Polyporaceae.